Messenger RNA from Spirodela intermedia, 3714 nucleotides. Lineage: Eukaryota; Viridiplantae; Streptophyta; Magnoliopsida; Alismatales; Araceae. The record is from the annotation of a GenBank genome assembly.
AUGGAGAUAACCAAUGUCAACGAGUACGAGGCGAUCGCGAAAGAGAAGUUGCCGAAGAUGGUCUACGACUACUACGCCUCUGGUGCAGAGGACCAGUGGACCCUCAAGGAGAACAGAAAUGCCUUUUCCAGGAUCCUGUGAGGCCCUUCUCUCCCUUUAAUCAGCCUUUAUACUGGGUCUGUUCUAUCGACUUCCUGCUUCCGCUGUCGCCCCUUCUGCUUGAUUAUACAUCACCCCCAUAUCAUUUUGGCGUCACACACACACACACACAUAUCUAUAUAUAUAUAUAUAUAUAUAUAUGUGUGUAAAUCAAAUGAUCUGGCAUAGUCUGCAGGCACCGGUUCAUGUGUUCUCGUACUUACAGGGAUACUGAUGUACUUGGUGGGCUAGAACUCAUCAGCGACUUUUACUGUUAUCGGCAAUUUGAUUUGCAAAAUCAAAGCCUCCUGAAUUCGAUGACCAAAUCAGACAUUGCCCAGAAAAUAUGAUUUGCCGUCUGGCCUUUGAAUGGGAUCGUACACUCCAAGUGUCAACCCCUUCCGAUGAUCACAUAAUAAGAUUUUGGGGUUUCAGGUUGCUGAAUCGUCGUUUGCGCUGUCCUGUAUGCUUCUUAUAACUUUAUAUGUUGAAAUAUUGUGAUGUUCUGUAUCAGCAACCCGUUCGAUGGGAUGCUAAAGAAUCUGACCUCAAUGCUGGAAAGGUUUUUUCUACUAAUGUCAGGUUGAUGACAAUCCUAAGCCUGAUCAAUUAAUCUUACCAGGUUUAGACCCCGCAUACUCAUUAAUGUGACGAAGAUAGAUUUGACGACUAUCAUUCUGGGAUACAAGAUUUCGAUGCCUAUCAUGAUUGCGCCCACAGCCAUGCAGAAAAUGGCUCACCCUGAUGGUAUGUUUGAUCUUCUCCCUGAGGUAGACCUGUUUAUGUUUUGGCCAUAGUGAUGGCUUGGAACUCCAUAUAGAUCCUGCUUAAUGACUUAUAUUAUUUCAGAUUUACUAUCAUACCAGCGUUAGAAGUCGAGUUCUUUACUCGUUUAAAUCCAUAUUUGUAUAGAUCUUUCCGUCAUGUCAUCCAGAAUGAUUCCAAAUGCUCCCCUUAGAUUGCAUUAAUUUAAAGUAAAUGAGUUCCUGUCUGAGCAUGCGUUGAAUUCUUCCCACAGGAGAGUAUGCAACAGCAAGGGCCGCAUCAGAAGCUGGCACAAUUAUGGUUAAACCCUCCUAACUCAUUGCCAUCUAUGAUUCUAUUUUGGGAGCUGGAUAUAUUUCUCAGACUAAAGGUGCUACCUGGAAGGUUUUCCAGAGAACUAAUCAUGAAAGUAAAAUGUUUUUUUACGGGAAAAUAAUAUAUGCUAACGGUUUAAUAGUUAGUGUACUUUUACCCUCGACCUUCUUAGCUGGUUAGAAAUCUAAUAAUAUUCUAGCUGGAACUUGUUGGUAGUUUAUUUGACGAAGUUCUUUCUAUGUAUCUCUAUAUCCAGAUAAUCAAUAAAGUUCAUUCCUUUAAGCUAGAAUAUGUUAAAAUCUGUGCUGUAAAGAAUUGAAUAACUAUUGCCAUGGUAAAAUAUGUUGUUGGAUCAAGUAUCCUCUGUGAUCUAUCAGGCAAGAUGCCAAGCUGAAUAAAAUUUUCUCGUUUCAUUAUCAUCUCAAUACCCAUUGGAUUGUCUUCAUGGUUACUUAUAUUAUUCUCUAGUAUAAUAAAUUUGUCUCAUUCUUCUCAUCAACGUUCAUGCUCACUGCCUUCUAAUCACCUCGAUUUCGUCUGUAUUUUAUCCACCGAAGCAUCCUCUGAUAUUUUCAACAUCAAAUUCUUCUCUUCAACUGCACGUGGUUACUAUUAAAUCUUAGACGAGUCUUAUCUUGCACUCCUUUCAUAUAUUAGAAGAAUGUGUAUUGUUUUUUGGAGGAGGGUUCGGGCAUGGGGCCUAGAUUGCCAUUUUCUAUUUCUCUUAAUAAUAUGAUGUUGCACGUGUAUUUACUCAGACGUUGUCAUCUUGGGCUACCUCUAGCGUUGAAGAAGUUGCAUCAACUGGGCCUGGCAUUCGCUUUUUCCAGCUCUACGUGAGUAAACGCGUCUGAGGAUCUGAAGAUAAGUCCUUCGCUUGCUCAUUACUUCCAUCAAAUGCGCCUUUUCCACUCGGCAGGUCUACAAGGAUAGGAAUGUGGUGGCACAGCUCGUUAGAAGGGCUGAGAGGGCUGGCUUUAAGGCCAUCGCUCUCACAGUGGACACACCAAGGCUCGGACGCCGGGAAGCAGAUAUCAAGAAUAGGUGGGCCUGCUAAUCUCAUUUUCCCUACAGAAGCUCUUUCAUACACUAAUUUCUCGGCCUUGGUCUUCAUACAUAAUGGUUUGAUGAAACUUAGGGCCUGGGCUCAAUGCAGAUCUAAAUAAUUCCUCGACUGUCAUUAUUUUUGCGUCAACUUGAAUCCGUCGGUGGAUCCUUUUUGAGCAUGACUGAUUUCUUGGGAGACUUACCCUCUCCUCGUUUAUGAUCUCUGCAGGUUUACUCUACCUCCCCAUCUGACCCUGAAGAAUUUUGAGGGCUUGAAUCUCGGCACUUUGGACAGGGUGAGUGCUGUCAUCGCUCAGACCACAGCGAUGGACUUUCCUUCCUCACCUUCUCUCCGUCUCUUUCAUUUGGUGACUCUCUUUUGGCAUUACAGACGAAUGACUCUGGCCUGGCAUCAUAUGUCGCCAGUCAAGUAGAUCGAUCCCUAAGCUGGAAGGUAUGCUCUCAAUCAUAUCUUCUUUCCGUAUUAAGCUGUCGUGACCUGGCUACCCAUGGCAUUGAGAAAUGUAACGGCUUUUUGUAUGGUGUCAAUAUAUUUCGCAUUUUUGUAUAGUUCUUUUAAGUUUGGGACCUAUUAUAAGUAAUAUGUCCCCCCUAUCAUCCUUUAUGAUCUCCAUUUUUCUGGGUUGCGUUCGGUCGGUAUGGUUGCUGCAAAAGAUGUUCAUCACACCCUGUUUCAAUGUGGGCAGGACGUGAAGUGGUUGCAGACGAUCACCACCAUGCCCAUUAUGGUCAAAGGGGUCAUGACCGCUGAGGACAGUAAGCUCCUCACAUUCCUCCUCUUGCUGCAUGGGAAGAUUGGAAGUUCCUUCUGGUAUUGACCCUAAACAGCUUUCCUUCAUAAAAAUGUCAACGAUAUGUUUCAGCGAGGCUGGCUGUCGAGGCCGGGGCUGCUGGAGUGAUCGUGUCCAACCAUGGAGCCCGCCAACUUGAUUAUGUUCCUGCGACUAUCAGCUGUCUGGAGGAGGUACCUUAUCCUACUUUCUCUCUAACCAGACGCCAUUCUAGCUGUGUGGCUGCAGUCGUUGACCGAGCGGUGGUCGCCCACUUGCAGGUCGUGAAGGCUGCGCAGGGCCAAGUUCCCGUGUUCCUCGAUGGCGGUGUCCGUCGUGGAACCGACGUUUUCAAAGCGCUGGCGCUCGGAGCUUCCGGCGUGUUUGUGAGUUGAUCGUCACCCCAUCUCCUUUCUCCCUGGUUGACUUUCUGCCCUGUGGAGUUGACCUUCUGUUGUUGGGGAUGCAGAUAGGGAGGCCAGUCCUGUUCUCCUUGGCAGCGGAGGGGGAGGCGGGGGUGAGGAAGGUGCUGCAGAUGCUGUGCGACGAGCUCGAGCUGACUAUGGCGCUGAGUGGGUGCUGCUCUCUCCGCGAAAUCACCCGCGACCACAUCCUCACCAAGAGCGACAUGCUCCACCCUGCUGCAGCCAGGCUGUGA